Molecule: messenger RNA, 885 nt
Organism: Rubroshorea leprosula
Lineage: Eukaryota; Viridiplantae; Streptophyta; Magnoliopsida; Malvales; Dipterocarpaceae
Source: the annotation of a GenBank genome assembly
CUAAAGGAGUUGUUUAUUAGUAAGUUUGAUGAAGUGGAAACAUUGCCAGAGUGGGGUGUCUUUCUACACCGGUCUCGACAGACUUGCUAUACGGGAUUGUCCCAAUCUGGUCUCUAUUGCAGAGGGAGUUAUUGGCUGUCUUACUCAGUUGAAGAGGUUGUCCAUUGGUGGUUUCUCAAAAAAGUUGAAGGAAUUCCCGGGUCUGAAUUCCAUCAACACUUCCCUUGAACAGUUGGAAUUGUAUGGUUGGGAAAGGCUAAGUCAGUUGCCUGAUCAAAUUCAACACCUCACUGCUCUACGGUACUUGUGGGUAUCCGGAUUUGAUGGCGUGGAAGUCUUACCAGAUUGGUUGAGAAACUUAUCCUCCCUUGAAUGUCUAUGGGUUCGAAAGUGCAAGAAUCUGAAACAACUGCCUUCUGCGGAAGCCAUUCGACGACUCUCCAAAUUUCAUCUUCUUGACAUUCGUGACUGCCCCUUGUUAGAGGAAAGAUGCGCCAAGGAAAGCGGUCCUGAGUGGUCCAAAAUUUCUCACAUUCCAAACAUCUCCAUAAAUGACAAUCCCAUCUAAUCCCAAGAUUGAGGUUUGCGAGAGGCAACAGGCAUGGAAUUACUUUUCCCUUGAAAAAACAAAUACACUAUUUGCCUUAAAACACCAAACAGACCCUCAUCCAAGAAGCAAGCAAUAGCGCAGGAAUGGAAUAAAAGUAGCUUCAGCAAGCCGAAGAUGAUUCUGGUAUGCUUUUUAGAUAUUUUAUCAUGUGUCCUAAUUAUUAUUUGAGAACUGAGUGAGGCCUUAGUCUUACAGUAAACUUGCUUCUUGAAAAAUUUUGGAUCAUACAGGAUGUUCUUGGAGGUGCUCAAUUUUAAUCAAUUAGAAACAUACCU